UCCUAAAAUUCCGACAACGCUCUUAUAACACCCGACAUUCCGACUUAACCCAGAAAAAAUAAAAUAAAAUGCGAAACACGUAGUAUUUAACCAGACGAAUCUUCAAAUUUUUUUCCCCCACUAUCCAUCGUAUUUUGGUAAAAUAUUUUCAACGAUCGACUAGAUUCAACUCACUCAUAAACCAAUUAAGGGCCAAACUAAAGAUCUAUCAUCCAUCUAAGUACAUCUCAAUUCCAAAAAUUUCAAGUCACCACUCACUCACCCACCUUCCAUUCUCUUCUCAUCUUCACAACUUCAUCACUUCCAUCAAUAUACCAAUUUCACCCGAUUCUCCAAGUGUAAAACCCAAAACCAAUCCCAUCUUCAUGACCACUUACCCUAAACAACCACGCAAACACACUAUAAAACAAACAAACAAACCCACCCAAAUUUACAAACACACAAUCCAAUUCCCCACAGAAGAAAAAAAAAGAUGGCCAAAACCGGCGUCGUUCUGGGGGCGGCUCUGCUGCUGCUGCUGCUUCUCCUGGCAAUUACGACGCUAGGCGCCGACGCCAGAACGUGCGGGGUCGACGUCCCAGGCGUGGCGGACGAAUGCACGGACUACGUGAAGAAAGGGUCGAAGCAGCGGGACCCGUCGCCGCAGUGCUGCACCGCCAUCGGCGGCGCCGACAUCAACUGCGCGUGCAAGAAGCUGCUGACCCCCGAGGUGCAGUCGCUGCUGGACAUGAACAACCUCGUCUACGUCGGCAGGAAGUGCGGGAUCUCCAUCCCCAAGGGGACCAAGUGCGGCGAUUUCGUCGUCAAUAAUUGAAGGGCUUCGUCGUUAGAAGUUGGUGGACGGGGUGAAGGGAUCUGUGGUAAAAGAUAGAUAUACACGUCGUCGUGUCAUGGAUUAUUGUUAUUGUUGUGUAAUAUAAGUCCGUGCGAAUGUACGUAAAUAAUUACACGCACGUUGAUGAUCAGAUGCAUGGAGUAAAUUAUUUAAUCAUAAAUAAUUUGACAAGGUUAUAUUGUCUUAAUACAUUAAAUUGAGAAUUUUAGGGUAAAUACUAAAAGUAAACCCAAUCCUUCAAGGACUUGAUUCUAUGUGGGUUUUUGGACAUGAAGAAGAUCGAUCUCAGCAUCUUCGGGUCUUUAUUCGUCUGCAACCCGUUUACAAAGCAAUGGAUCGUCCUUCUUUUGAUGUCCAAAAGGAAAAUUCGACGACGAAGAUCUUAUGAAUUUGUGGCAAGGUUGGUUUGUGAAUCCCGUUCUAAUUACGAGCUUGAUCUGGGAGAUGACCAAGUAGUUGUUUAUCCUCAUGAGUACCGGUUCAGGGUGGUAUGCAUGUACAAACAUGAGAAUGGCGUACGAAAUUGCACAUAUUUUAUUCGGAGUCUGGAGAAUGGACCUGUUACGAGAUAGGGCCAUCGUAGCAUUUCGUAGGAGACUGGGCUUGCGUAUCUUUAGUAUUUUAUUAUUAGUACACUAUUGGGCUUUUAUUAUUAUUGUCUUUAUUAUUGUUUUCCUUGUUCGUAUAGGAUUUGAUUAUUUGUUGGUAAUAUCCUUAGAGGUUUAGGAGUCAUAAUCUAGAUAGGUAAAGGUAGAGGCUUUGUUCCUAUAAAUAUGUACUUGUUUCGUUCGGUUAAUGAUAAGAAGAUUGGAACCCAAUAGUUAGCUUUUGUUCUUUAUUUGCUAUUUCCUUUCCUUUGAGAGUUCUUUGCGUUUUAUUCCUUUUAUGAGAAAACCCUAAAAUCGCCAUCCCCUACGUCACAUCACCGUAACAGGACCAAGAAGGAUCUUGUUCUCGAGCAGGGGCGGACCCAUGCAUUAGCAAGGUGUGUUAACCGACACACCUUGGCUCGGAAAUUUUGUGAGAGAUCCAUGUUUCGUUGGUACAAAAAACUUGAAUUCGGGAUUUCUGACACACCUCACAUAAUUGCAAUCGACACACCUUUAAUACACUAUAUUGAUUUUGAUGUGAUAUAGCAAUAGGUAACAAAAUACACAAAUAUAUAUUAUUUAUUUUAAUUUUUAGUGAAAAUGUCGAGAGAAAAAAAUCCACAACCCAUGGCUCACAAUUCUCUGUCCUCUGCUCCACUCUCUAAUUGCUAGCACCUGCCGGUGGAACCUCAUCCACUUUCAAACUUUUACGUUAACGCCUGUCGCCAACGUUCCUGCUUUCCAUUUUAUGAUAUGGAGUUAAUCAAGAGCGAACUUCAAAAUCAGUUUUAUGAAUGAAUUUUUACUUUUGUACGUCGAAAAAAGUUUGAUCACACCAUAAGCGACAAAUAUAUUUUACAAACCUUUCUGAAUAUGAAAAGUUGUCGUGUGUCACUGUGAAAAAUAAUAAAUUACGACCUUAAUGAAUUAAUAUUUUAUUU
Molecule: messenger RNA, 2366 nt
Organism: Linum trigynum
Lineage: Eukaryota; Viridiplantae; Streptophyta; Magnoliopsida; Malpighiales; Linaceae
Source: the annotation of a GenBank genome assembly